AUGAAUGUGGAAUUUCUCAACUUUAGCUGCCAUGCUCCACCACCUUUGGUCAAGCAUUACAACUGUGAAUUUCAUGAGCUGUCUACGAGUCGUUAUGUUUUCAACAUUGAUUUCGAAUUAAGUCGCAAAUUACCCGAACACGCCAUGAUCGCCAUUAUGGUACAUUUCAAAGCUCGCGACAGCCAGCGAGUGGUGAAAUUUAUCGAUUUAAAGUUGAAGAUCUGUGAUGUGCUGGGCAACAUCAAUACCCUGCCGGUGGUCAAGAAGGUGUUGGAUAGUUUAAUGCAGAAUAGUAAUUUGCCAAUGUCGUGUCCCAUCAAGGGGAAUUUUCCAUAUCGCAUAACAAAUUUGACGAUAAGCGACGAGAAUAUGAUCAAAUAUAUUCCAGCAAUGCAUUUCAAUAUAACCUUGAUAUUCUCCGAUAGACAGAAACAAUUGGGCAAGGUUCUGGCACAGGGUUUGACAGAGGCAAGGGGAUGA
Musca domestica (house fly) is the source of this 480-nucleotide messenger RNA. RefSeq lists its product as uncharacterized. The record is from RefSeq and is a predicted model, not a curated record. The transcript is spliced from 2 exons. NCBI's taxonomy places the organism in Eukaryota, Metazoa, Arthropoda, Insecta, Diptera, Muscidae. The coding region runs from base 1 to 480 and encodes 159 amino acids.